Molecule: messenger RNA, 411 nt
Organism: Macrobrachium nipponense
Lineage: Eukaryota; Metazoa; Arthropoda; Malacostraca; Decapoda; Palaemonidae
Exons: 2
Coding region: 1-411 (136 amino acids)
Source: RefSeq, a predicted model, not a curated record
AUGAAGGGCAUUUCCCCACCGCCAGCAAGACCUCGAGAACGACAACCAUCGCCCUCAAGACGACCACCAUUUGAACCUCGUAUUGAUCUACGAACUAAUCGACCACCUCCACCACAAGCUCUUCAACCUUCCCCUGCAGAACACCCCAAACCUCGUCACUAUAUCCCAAACCCCUCAUCCUUUCCUUCCCUACAACCUCCAAUUCCCAAACCCCUUCCAACCCCCCCGACCCCUAAGGUUACUCCCCCAGCCUUCGCAUCACCGACGACGUCGACUCCUGCUCGUAUUGAAGCAGGAACUCAGACAGAACAACCAGUGGAAGAUAUGCAGGUCGAGACAAUUACAGAAGCUCCCACUUUGUAUGCCGAAGCUGGAACACAAACAGAGGAGUCCCAGUUAAGCAAGACAUGA